AUGUCUUCAGAAUCAGAUGAGGUGGCGGAAGACUAUCGUCUCGCUUUGGAAGACCUCACCUCGAAUAUGCGAUUCGAAAUUAGCAACUUGACUGUGAUUGCAAGAGAGAACACCGAGCAUGCAUUAGCCAUUGCCGAGGUUCUACAACAACAUAUUCUCAAGGCACCUCCUCCUAAGAAACUACCCGCUCUUUAUGUACUCGACUCCAUCGUAAAGAAUGUCGGCACUCCCUACACGCUCUAUUUUGGCCGGAAUCUAUUCAAGAUCUUCAUGGAAUCCUACGCGAUGGUCGACGAUGCUGUGCGCAAGAGAAUGGAGGACAUGCUCAGGACGUGGAAGGACCCCGUUCCCGGGUCCAUGGAUACCAGACCAGUCUUCUCGCACGAGUUGGUUCGGCCCAUAGAGAACGCUCUUAUGAGGGCACAUGCGGCUUCCAUUCCGCAAAAUGCAAUGGCUGGACGAGGGCGCGGGGUCUUGAUGCCGCACCGCAACACCCCUACACCACCGAACAUGCGUGGUUAUCCGACGCAUGGCGGCCAAGGCCAGAUGCCGAAUGGAGGGCCGGUGCCGGAUCAAUACCAAGGCCAUAAUGCACCAAACAACCAUUAUCGUCAAAUCACGCCGCAAGCUGUUCAAUCACAAGGAUCAUACCCCCCUCCUGGACAGUACGGCGCUGGAGCGCCGGGCACAAACGUAGACAAGUUGAAUCAGGAUAUCCAGAAUCUGAUUGUAGCGACACAAGUCGAGUUCUCGCAGAAUCCUCAUGAUGCGGGUAUACAGAUCAGACUUAAAGCAUUGAUGGAUCUUCAAAGUGUGGUUCAAAAGUCGGCCUUGCCUCCAGACCAGCUCGAGCUCAUUAAAAACAAAGUAACUGAACUUGCUGCUGUAACACGGCCCAGUAUGGCCCCUUCAUAUGGUGGGCAAAACCUGCUACCUGCUCAACCACCCUUGGGGCAGUUUCAACAAGUAGCGCAGCCUCCGGCUCCUCCUGCCAACCAAGUUCCGCAAGGACAGGUGUCUCUGGACGCCUUGCUGGGUCAAGGAGCUCUUGCUGCUCUCAUGGCGAGAACUGGAUCCAACUCCAACAACACAACACCCAAUCCUCCUGGCUCGGGGGCUAUUCGUUCUCCGCCACCUGCGCCGGCCCAACCUCCAAAGCCUGCGGCGGCGGCCCCGACAAAUGCGUUGUCAGUGCUGGAUAGACUUCGGCAAGCUGGUCUACUGCUGCCGGCCGCUGCUCCAACACCACCAGUCGUCCCUGUUGCCGCCGCGGCUCCGCCUCCUCUCAUCCCGGCCAACAUUGCCAGCAUUCUGUCCGCAGCAAAGGCCGGCGCUUUCAACAUGCCUAACUUGGGAGCCUUGGGCCUAAACGAGGCCAUGUUGAAGCAGCAAUCGCCGGAUGACAUUAUAAAUGCGUUGUAUGAUGACCUCGGGCCACCCUGUGCUGAAUGUGGUAGACGAUUCAAGCGCAACAUGGAAGGGAAUGAGAAACGCCGCGCCCACAUGGACUGGCAUUUCAAGGUCAAACAGCGCAGCGCAGAGGCGGAGAAGAGGGGUACGCAUCGUAGUUGGUACGUUGACCAACAGGACUGGCUUCGAUCACGCGAGGUCGUCGACGCAGACCACAUUGCGCAACCGGAACCUUCGGCGGAGGAGCGGUCCAAGGCUGCCUCGAGCCCCAAGUUCAUCCUGGUGCCAGAGCCUAGCAGCGGCAUCAACAACGUCUGUCCAAUCUGCCAGGAAAAGUUUGAGAACAAGUGGCUAGACACGGCUCAGGAGUGGGUGUGGCUGGACGCGGUGCUGGUGCGCAAUCGGGCUUACCACGCGUCGUGCCAUGACGAGGCGACGAGGGAUCGCGAGGGUACGCCUGGCGUCUCGUCGAGACGGACCCCGGAGCCAGUGCUCGGAAAGCGCAAGGCAGAAUCGGGCCUGCUGUCGCCCAAAAUCCGGGCGCUUAAGACGGCGUACUAG
Messenger RNA from Cordyceps fumosorosea ARSEF 2679, 1971 nucleotides. Its product is annotated as mRNA cleavage factor complex component Pcf11. The record is from RefSeq and is a predicted model, not a curated record. Bases 1 to 1971 code for a protein of 656 amino acids. The transcript is spliced from 5 exons. Gene Ontology annotation, biological process: termination of RNA polymerase II transcription. Gene Ontology annotation, cellular component: cytoplasm; mRNA cleavage factor complex. Gene Ontology annotation, molecular function: RNA polymerase II complex binding; mRNA binding. NCBI's taxonomy places the organism in Eukaryota, Fungi, Ascomycota, Sordariomycetes, Hypocreales, Cordycipitaceae.